AUAUCAUUGAUUUUUUUUUCCCCCCUUUUCCUCUCCUUUUUAACCUCUAUAUACUGUAACAGCGAGAGGUUGAAGAGGAUGGUGGCGAUGAACGCUGCGGGCUCCGCCAAGGUGCUGCUGAUCCCGGGAGGGAAGCAGAACGGGCUGGAAGUCAGCCGCCACAUCUCGGUGGUGUACCCGUCCCAGAGCGGAUCGCACCACGACCCUGCCUCGGCCUCCCCGGGAUCCAGCCACGGCCACAGGAAAAGGCAGCGGCUCACUCACCUCAGCCCCGAGGAGAAGGCACUGCGGAGGAAGCUGAAGAACAGAGUGGCGGCACAAACUGCCAGAGACAGGAAAAAAGCUCGUAUGUCUGAACUGGAAGAACAAGUGUUAGAGAUGGAAUCUGAGAACCAGAAACUGCAAAUAGAAAACCGACUUCUACACGAGAAGACACACAGCCUGCUGUCCGAGAAUCGGGAGCUCCGACAGAGACUAGGCAUGGAAGUUUUGGAUACAGAGAAUGAGAAGGUACUUUUCCAGGCCAAAGUGGAUGAAAUCAGCCUGGCAGCUGGGUCAGCUGAGUCCGCAGCACUCAGACUAUAUGUGCCUCUGCAGCAGGUGCAGGCCCAACUAUCUGCCAGUCUGACAACUUCCACAUGGAUACUGACAGCAAUAACUCUUCAGACUCUGAGUCUGAUCUCUUCCUGGGCUUUCUGGACUACUUUGACCCAGAAGCCUUGCUCCGAUUCAGUGAAGAGGAGUCUAGAUCCUUGGCUAACUUGGGAGAUUGUACCUACAGUGAAGGCAAUGGUUCCCUACCAGCCUCCCACUCUGCCCCUCUGGGGGCCCCAUCAACAAAGCUGGAAGCCAUUAAUGAACUGAUCCACUUUGACCACUUCUAUCACAAGCCUCUUGCUGAGGCCAGCUUAGUACAGAGCAGUGAAACUGCCAUCAAAAUUGAGCAAGCAUCUUUCAGUGGCAUGGAUGAAGGAAUAGCCAAAGCCCCUCUACAAAUGGAGCUCAAACAGGAACCCUUGGAAGAUGAGUUCAUCACCGAACUGGGACUUACAAACAUUCUUUCAUCCAGACAAAAUCAAGAAAAGCCCAUCUGUCCCAUAGAUUCCUCUAGUGACUCUGAUAAUGAAGGAUCCCCAUCUCCUGUCAGUGAUAUGUCCUCUCCACUGGCUCUGGAUAACAGUUGGGAGGACACUUUCACAAGUGAACUCU
Carcharodon carcharias (great white shark) is the source of this 1209-nucleotide messenger RNA. RefSeq names its product X-box binding protein 1 (gene xbp1). Gene Ontology annotation, cellular component: nucleus. The record is from RefSeq and is a predicted model, not a curated record. Lineage: Eukaryota; Metazoa; Chordata; Chondrichthyes; Lamniformes; Lamnidae. Gene Ontology annotation, molecular function: DNA-binding transcription factor activity, RNA polymerase II-specific; RNA polymerase II transcription regulatory region sequence-specific DNA binding. The transcript has 5 exons. Bases 79 to 864 code for a protein of 261 amino acids.